Messenger RNA from Panicum virgatum (switchgrass), 1166 nucleotides. RefSeq lists its product as uncharacterized. The record is from RefSeq and is a predicted model, not a curated record. NCBI's taxonomy places the organism in Eukaryota, Viridiplantae, Streptophyta, Magnoliopsida, Poales, Poaceae. Bases 310 to 882 code for a protein of 190 amino acids. The transcript has a single exon.
ACUCGCGACCAAACCAGGCCUCGAGUUUUGCGGAAACCCCCCUGCGAGAGCCGCCGCGCGCAGGCCAGCCCCGGCCGCGGCCAGCGCUAUAUAAGGCGGCCCCCAACUCGGCGACGCUGCGCAAAACACCUCGCUUUUUGUAGUCUUCCGUCUUUGCCCUCGCGCUCUCGCCUCUCGCCCCCGUUUGCUCGGCCGGCGCGUGUACGUGUGUACAGCGAGCGGAGCAGGGAGAACGGAAAAGAAAGAAAAAGAAAGUCUUGCCCUGCCUUGGCUCUCCUCCUUGGGGUUGAGCUCAACCGUUGUUCGUUCAUGGAGAGCUCUUCCUCCUCCACCCACAAGCGGGCGCGGGAGGCGGCCGACCUCGCCGCCGCCGGCGACGGCGCGCUGCCGGAGGCCGGCGCCAAGAGGCUGCGGCCCGAGGACCUACUCGACCUGCUCGACGAUGACGCCGACGCGGCGGCCGCCGGCGACCUGGCGUCCGUCAUGCGGAGCCUCGAGGAGGAGAUAGGGAGCUUCGACGAGGCCGGGGCCGCCGACGCCGCCGCCGUGCCGCCGGUGCACCAGCCGGAGCUGGGGUUCCUGCUGGAGGCCUCUGACGACGAGCUGGGCCUGCCGCCGGCGGGCGCCUCCUCCUCGUCGGAGGAGGCCGGAGCCGCCGGGGCGCCCGACGUGGCCGCCGGCCUUGACGGCCAGAUCUGGGGGUUCGAGGACGAGAUCGACGGCGGCUUCGGCGGCUACUCGCCGGAGGCCGCGGCCGCUGCCGCCGCCGCCGCGGUGUGGGACGACGACGGCUUCGACGCCGGGCUGUUCGCGUUCGGCGACGACGCCUGCGGGCCCUCGGAUCUCGCGGCCCUGCGCCACGAGACCAUGCCGGCCGUCUGAUUACGGGCCCCGGCCGGCCGGCCAGUGGAUUAGCGUUCUUUUUCUGGCUUUUUUUUUAACCUUGGGCUAACCUUAGCUGGUACUACCCUUUUCUUUAACCUUGGUGUAAAGUUUUUAGAAGGGUAAAAACAGAGGCGUGGAAACCUGGGGAAGGUUCCGACCGGGGAAAAGAAUCUGAAAAUGGUUUCCCUUUUUGCCCUUGGGAAUUAUUUUCUCGCUUAUUAUUAUUAUUAUAUAUGAAAAAAAGAAGAAAUAAGCUAGCAUAAGCUAGCGAGUAAAAAAAA